Molecule: messenger RNA, 1824 nt
Organism: Diversispora eburnea
Lineage: Eukaryota; Fungi; Glomeromycota; Glomeromycetes; Diversisporales; Diversisporaceae
Source: the annotation of a GenBank genome assembly
AUGGCCCAACUUUCUUCUGAGACUCAACUUACAUUAAUAGCCACAUCGCAGAAAGAAUUAAAUGUAUUGUUGCUCGGUGAAACUGGUGUAGGAAAGUCCACAUUUAUAAACGCUUUUAUUAACUAUCUCAAGUUCGAUACAUUAAAUGAUGCACUUUCUGGGGACAUGGAGGUACUUAUCUCAUCCAAAUUCACGACAAUGGAUAAGGAUUAUGAGAUGAGAACAGUAAAAAUUGGCAAUAAUGAUGCGAACGAGCAUUUAGAAAAUGUCGGAUCUUCAGCCACCCAGGGAUGCCAAAGUUAUAAAUUUUCUUUAGGUGGCGAUAUGUUCGUAACAUUGAUCGAUACUCCUGGAAUAGGGGACACCAGAGGAAUCGAACAAGACAUGAAAAAUUUUGAAAACAUUCUCAAAUAUAUCAGCUGUUACGAAGAUCUGCAUGGGAUUUGUAUCCUUCUCAAGCCCAAUGACUCUCGAUUGACUAUAAUAUUUAGAUUUUGCAUACAAGAGUUACUAUCGCAUCUACACAAAAAUGCUAAAGACAAUAUUGUCUUCUGUUUUACCAAUUCUCGAGGAACACUCUAUCGUCCAGGAGAUACAUUACCGGCACUCAAAGAACAACUUCGUGCCCUCAAACAAAGAUCCGGUGUUGAAAUAAAAACAAACAGAAAUACUUUGUACUGUUUUGACAGUGAAUCGUUUCGGUUCCUAGCGGCAGCCAAAGAUGGUAUAGAGUUCGACGAAAUGGAUGAAAAAAGUUUUGCGGAGAGCUGGAAAAGAUCAGUAGAUGAAUCAGUGAGACUCCUCGAAUAUCUUAGUUUGCGCAAACCUCACAAAGUAGAAGACACUUUGACACUCAACGAAGCCAGAAAUAGAGUAUUACACCUUGCCAAACCGCUUGCACUUGCAGAAACUCUUAUUCAAACAAAUAUUAGUCUAGUCAGCGAUCGACAAAAGGAAAUUAAUAGCUACGACGAAUCCAUCCAAGACCUUCAUAAGAAGCUAUACAUCCCGCAGAAAACAGUUGAUAAAGUAGAUCUGGGGCAUCCCAGAACUGUAUGCACAAAUUGCCGUACGCAAACCGUGAACGGAACGGUCGUUUAUAAUGCACAUUGUCAUCCACACUGUUAUUUGAACGGGGUUGUGAGAGAAGUAAUUAACAAUUCAGCCUUACAGCAAUGUUCAGCUAUAUCAAGUGAUGGAAAUUGUAACCAUUGCGGGUGCUCCUGGAGAACCCACAUGCACUGGUACUAUGAUGUUAAGUACGUCUAUAAAAACGUCGUUGAUCAGAGUGUGCAGGACAUGAUCAAAAACAAGAAAUCAUUUAAAGAGACAAAACAAACGGCCUUAAAAGCUCUUCAACAGAGACGUGCUCAGUUAGAAAAUGAACAAAAGAAAAUAACCGAAAUUAACGUCUCUUUCGCAAAAUUUCUAAGGCAGAGCGCAAUAGCUACUUUCAAUGAUGCAUAUGCCGAUUAUCUAGAUCAUUUUAUUCGCGAAGAAAAUAUCAAGAAGAAUAGUGAUCGUGCUAAUUAUGAUAAUAGAAUCAUUGAAAGACUCGAAAAUACGAAAAAAGAAUAUCUGAAAAAGAUAGAAGUUAUAAAGAAAGCAAUUGAGAGUAACGAUCCUUCCGAAACUCCAAUCACACCGAGCGACAUAGCGAAGCUCGAAAAAGAAUUGUAUAAUCUAAAGAUCAACGGAGAAACCUUGAAAACUAUGAAAGAUACAUCAUUCCGCGGUCAAGUUAAUACAUCCAAGCACCAUCAAAAAAAGGUUAAGCUCCCUCCUCGGAAGCCACGUUCAGGAUUUUCCAGGUUUUUCUAUUAG